UGUCCCCCCGCGCCGUCAUUUCUCCCCGACGCCGGGCUGCCUGUGCUGCCAGCAGCGGGGGGUGCUCGGCUGCUGCAAGGGACCGCUCGGCUCAUUCCUGGCUUUCUCCUGUCCUGUCGCGGCGCCGGCUGACGGGCUGUCGAGGCUGAUCCAUCGGGCUCGGUUUGUGAUGCUCGGUCUUCCCGGCUCUUCCUCUCCCCGAGUCCUGUGGCUGCCCAGCGCAGUAUGGAGGCUUGUGUUUCAAAUUUCUUCUUAUUUGCCUAAUAUGAAGGCAUGUAACAUUAUUGAUGUGGUUUACAGUCACCAGCUUCUGAAAAGGACAGUUUUGUGUUUAAGGAAGUCACCCUAGCAGGGUAUAUAUCGCCAGGGUGCAGGAGAAGACACUUGCAGAAGUAGUGAAGUGAUGUGAAGUUAUCUUCCAAGAUGACUCUUCUACCUGGAGAAAAUUCCGACUAUGACUAUAGCGCCCUGAGCUGUACUUCAGAUACUUCCUUCAACCACACGUUCUUUCCAGAAACAGAAAGCCUUAAGGGAGUCUUUUACCAAAGAGCCAAGCUAAUUCACCCUCAAGAGGAUCUCCUAAAAGGCUUUCACCCUGAUGAUCGGAAGCAUCAUAUUAUUAUAAACGUAGGGGGCAUUAAGUAUUUGCUCCCAUGGACCACGCUGGAUGAAUUCCCAUUGACACGUUUGGGACAACUAAAAUUCUGUAAUAAUUUUGAUGACAUUCUAAACAUCUGUGAUGAUUAUGAUGUGACAUGUAAUGAAUUCUUCUUUGACCGCAACCCAGGGGCAUUCAGGACAAUUCUGACCUUUCUGAGAGUUGGAAAGCUUCGGCUCCUGCGUGAGAUGUGUGCACUUUCUUUCCAAGAGGAGCUGCUCUACUGGGGAAUUGAGGAAGACAACUUGGACUGGUGCUGUAAAAGGAGGUAUCUGCAAAAAAUGGAGGAGUUCACAGAAAUAAAUGAACGGGAGGAUGACCUCACAGAAAAUGAAACAACAGGUGAAACAGUAGAGGAGACAAAAAUUGGCUUGUGCAUGAAAAAGUUGCAAGACAUGGUAGAAAGGCCCCAGUCUGGCCUCCCUGGAAAGGUGUUUGCUUGUUUGUCUGUUUUAUUUGUAACUAUUACAGCAGUGAACUUAUCCAUCAGCACCAUGCCUGACCUGAGGGAGGAGGAGGAAAAGGGUGAGUGUUCCCAGAUGUGCUACAAUAUAUUCAUUGUGGAGUCUGUCUGUGUGGCAUGGUUUUCCCUGGAGUUCCUGCUAAGAUUCAUCCAGGCAAAGAGCAAGUUUGCAUUUUUGCGGAGCCCGUUGACCCUGAUAGACAUAAUAGCCAUUCUGCCAUACUACAUCACUUUGCUAGUUGACACCACUUCCGUGGGCUAUAAAAAGCCCAGCUCUGGGAGCAUCUACCUGGACAAAGUCGGCCUGGUCCUCCGCAUUCUCCGUGCCUUGAGGAUUCUCUACGUCAUGCGGCUGGCCAGGCACUCCCUGGGGCUGCAGACGCUGGGGCUGACGGCUCGCAGGUGCACCCGGGAGUUUGGUCUCUUGCUGCUCUUCCUCUGUGUGGCCAUCGCGCUGUUUGCACCCCUCCUCUACGUGAUUGAGAAUGAGAUGGCAGACUCACAGGAGUUUACCAGCAUCCCCGCCUGCUACUGGUGGGCUGUCAUCACCAUGACCACGGUAGGCUACGGAGAUAUGGUUCCCAGAAGCAUUCCCGGCCAAGUGGUGGCACUGAGCAGCAUACUGAGUGGCAUCCUCCUCAUGGCAUUUCCUGUCACCUCCAUCUUCCACACCUUUUCACGCUCCUACAUUGAGCUAAAGCAAGAACAGGAAAGAAUAAUGUACAGGAGAGCACAGUUCUUAAUAAAAACAAAGUCUCAGAUAAGCAAUGCAUCACAAGGGAGUGAUAUUUUAUUCCCCACUAUCUCUUCUGAGACUAGGGACAAUGAAUAAAAUUUUAGUAACUAUUUCUCCUGAUGUCAAGUAAUGUUUUGUUGUAUCAGAUUCCAUCUUUUAAUUUGCUUUGGAAGCAUUUUACAAAGGUAGCCCUUAUAUUAAAAUUAAGAAAAGGAACUAUUAUUCAGGAACUGAUAUGGUUUAAGAAGUCUAUUAUUAUGCUGGUUCUUUCCCCCCCCAGUAUAAUGUAUAGGACAGAUCUUUCACAGGGAUCAUACAGUGGGAUUUUAGGAAUUCAAAGUUCUCUGACAAAAAAAAGAAAAAAAAAAUUAGAACAGGUUAUAAUUAUGUACUUGUCAGGCUGUUUUGCUGUUUGUAAUACACAUUUUUGCAACCAAAUCACAAUGUAUAUAGUCAUUAAACAGGCUGCCAUUUUUCUUGUUCUUCAUGUAUAUAAAUAAUGUAAAUACAAGAAAAUUAAUGGCUAAGUUCUCUCCCAGUAAAACACCUUAGAGCGUAAUGGAAAUAACCACUGAUGUUUGUCCCAUUGUGCUCUGAAAAAGACAUUAAGUAAGAUUUGUCAUUCACAACAGCAACUGUAUCUCUUUUUGCAAGUCAGCCCUAAACAUAUGAGAAGAAUCAAACUGUUCGUCUCAUAACCUUGCUAAAUGUGUAAAUACUCAUAGCUCACCAGCUUCAAAAUUUAGUUGAAGUUACAGUGUUGAUCCUAUGACAUUGAAUGCAAUAUUCCCAGAACAAAGUCCUGGAGUUUUGUAGCACUUAAUAUUAUUAUCAAGAGGUGAGUAGCUGCAAAUCAAAUGAAAUAUGCAUGAUGAGAUGCCAGUCGUUCCCUACCAUCUGUUUCCAUGUUUUUACUUUACCUCAGAUAUGAAACAGAACUAAAAGAGGCCUGUUUCCAGGGGACACCCUACCAUUACCUGGCAAAUCAGCACUGCAGCUACCCAUUCACAUGCAACAUUUGGUUCUUUAAAAGAAGCAGAAAAUACAUGGUCGUGGGAAGUUGCCAAUGAUGAAAAAAAGAAAGUAUCAUUUGAAUCAUGGAGUGGGGGUUACUGACAUCUUUAUACUUUACUGUCCUCAAUCAUGAGGGACUUAAGACUUACUUAACUGUACCUUUGCCAUCAUUACACUCAUCAUAGUAAUGGAGAAAAUUUUAAAUAGGACAUGAAAAAGCAACUAAGGUCCCAAAACACAACCAUGUAUUCUUCAUCUGCACGUGUGUCUUGGUCUAGGUUCUCCUGCUGAGCUUGGGGAGGACAUGGGUCAGUGAGACACUCGGGUUUGGUACAGCUUUAUAUGCAGAUUAAUAACAGUCCUCAUAUUUAUUUUAGAGGGAACAAGACUGGCUUAUGUAACAGCUCAGGAGAAAACUCAAAAAUAAAAAUUAAAUCCACUUGUUCAAUUUCAUGUGUGCUUAGGGAUAAAGAAACUUAAGAGAUUCACCUUUUUCCCUUCUUUUUUAGUAAAUUUACUUAGUUAAGAACUAGGGAAAUUUAGAAGAUCCCAUCACAUUCACCAAUGCUUCUCUAUAUUAAUUUUCAGAAAUACUAUUGUUUAAUGGCAUUUCUGGAGCAGGUUACUAGAAAUGCCAGAAUGCCUGAUGGUUUUGAAAUUUAAAUUAAGGCCAAGGACACAAACAUCGUCCUUUCAAAAAAGGUAGAAUUAGUUUCUCAGCCUAUCCUGUUUGGCCAAGCCCAUAUGACACUGAUUUUCUUUUCAAAUAUUUUAAAAACAAUUUCAAGGUGUUCUGAUUUGUUUGUUCUUGAAGAAUAAUUCCAAAACUUUAUGCACUUUAUGAAUAAUUAGGGCUCUAGCAUUCUUUAGCUUGUCAUAGGUAAAUAUGCCUAUGGAGCAUUACUGCAGAGUGCUAAAAUAACCAGUCUAAACUCUAGGCAAUUAAUCAUGUGCCAGAGCUACGAAUGGAACCAGCUUUUCACUCUCGUUCUUCAGCUUUAAUUAGAGUUGGACAAAAAACAGGAACAUUGUGACAAAAAAGGGACACAUUUUCCAUCCAAAAUACUCUUCAUUUCAAAACUGUUUGAUCAUCUGUAGCAUUGGCUUCAACACAAGUGCUAUACAUCCUUCUACCUUUGUGUCAGCAUUCGUUAUAAAAAGAACUGAUAAUUAGAUUAGUCCUGGGAGCAACAGUUGUUUAUCUAAGUAUGUGUUUGGCAGGCUGAACCAUAAAUAAGAAGUUGCAAGUGAAUACUAGGAGAAAUAAAGAUUUACCAAAUAAAACUUAUGCUUACUUCCAUUUUCUGCUACCUAAUAAAUGCUGAAAGUCUGUUCAUGUUCCCAAUGUCUUUACAUUAAGAUAAUGCUCAAUUAUUUCAUGUGUCACUUCAUUUUUUAUCCCAAAAUUAUAGCUUGAUUCUGAAGUCUUUGUUCAGAAAAAAAAUAAAAUAAAAUAUUAAAACCAUCACUCUGAAGUUGGGUCCUAGUUGAACAAGCCUGUGAGAGCAUCUGGCCUGUUGCAAGUUCUGCCUAAGCCAGAAACAAAUAAGCCAUCCAGGAUGUACCCCUGUGUAAUUCUGUACUUGGCAACACAUCACUUGUAAGCAUUUCAACAUGUUUUACUAUGAAUCACUGUAACAAACUUGCUUAUCUUUUACAGGAGGGAAUACAUAUUGUAGUCCUUAUGCUAAAUAAAUCCAGCUAUACCUCUUAAGAGCACAACAUUAGUAUGAAACCCACAUGCUGUGUUCCAGCUUUUACUGUGAAGGCUGAAGGCUUAAAAUUAUUAUGCCUCUUUAGAAAAUAUUACCUGAAUUUUUAGUCAAAUUCAUGAAAAUUGAUUGAUUGAUUGAUUGAUUGAUUGAUUAAAAAGCUGACUGUUGCCAGUGACACAGCUCACAGCCACCAAGUCAGCUAUCACUCCUUUUUGCAUUUUAACAGCAUGUGCAGUCAACAAGAAAGUUCCAAUAAAAACACUUUGUGGUUUUAUGAAGUCAAAAUCAUUAGUUGAAUUGCCACUGAGGAAGUGGUGCACGUCUCCAAUAGAGAUAGGCUUGCAUUGCUAUUUAUAUUAUCCUCUGUAUACUGCAGUAAUAUGUACAGUAUGAAUUAAAACAGCAGAAGCUGUAUUAAU
Molecule: messenger RNA, 5005 nt
Organism: Apus apus (common swift)
Lineage: Eukaryota; Metazoa; Chordata; Aves; Apodiformes; Apodidae
Gene: KCNG1
Product: potassium voltage-gated channel modifier subfamily G member 1
Exons: 4
Coding region: 424-1953 (509 amino acids)
Biological process (GO): potassium ion transmembrane transport; protein homooligomerization; regulation of delayed rectifier potassium channel activity
Cellular component (GO): membrane; voltage-gated potassium channel complex
Molecular function (GO): delayed rectifier potassium channel activity
Source: RefSeq, a predicted model, not a curated record